AUGAUUCAAGUAGGACGAUUUUUUGGUUAUGGAAAUAAUGGAGGGCUCGCUAGCGAGCCCUCUUUUAAGUACCGAUUUGCUGGAUCAAAUUUGGGAGUUUCCUCGAGGAAACUCCCUUUACUGAAACUUUUCGUUUCAGUAGUUCUCAUACACCUGUGGUUCACCACACCGAAUUCACGAUUCGGUGUAUAUGCACUCACCGAGGUUGGAUGUUUCAGUUCGCUUCCCUCGUCAUUUGGUGACGGUAGCACUUAUGAAUUUCAGUCUAGUGCGCAUUGUGCUUCAGAAUGUUCCGGAUCACAGUAUAUGGCUUUAUACAACCAUGACGAAUGUUUCUGUGGUGACGAUGAUCCUUCAGGAUCCAGUUCCACGUCCAGCAGUUGUAACGCGUAUUGUUACGGUUACGGCUCUGAAAUGUGCGGUGGUGAAAACGCUUAUCUGGUGUACGCAUUGAGUGAUAGCACUUCUUCGGGAGGUUCGAGUUCAAGUUCGAGUUCAAGUUCGAGUUCAAGUUCAAGUUCAAGUUCCAGUACCAGUUCUAGUUCCAAUUCAGGUACUACGACGACACUGGCCGGUACUUCAAGUGCGGAUAGUAGUACACAAGCGUCCAUUACAAGUAGUCCCUCUUCAGCAACGGACGGUAGCAAUUCGUCUGGGGACGAUGAACCAAGUGUCGUAUAUUCCACAUCCAUUAAAACCGUAAGUGGAUCAGUACAAUACGUGACGACAAACAUCGUGACAGCAAGUUCGACUUCGGGAUCCUCAAGCUCAAACAACAACAGCAAUUCCUCCUCAUCGAAAAAGACACAAGUUGGGCCCAUCGUAGGCGGUGUCGUUGGAGGUGUCGUGGGUCUGGUUUUGGUAGUCUUGGCUGUCAUUUUAAUACUAAGACAUAUCUCAAGAAGAAGAGAGGACGAACGUAUGGAAAAGGAAUACCAAGAGGCUAUCAAACCGGUGGACUACGAUGAACAUAGAGAUAACUACUUUACUUCCUCUGCUUCAGAUUACAUGCACCCUGGAGACAGCGAUGGAAGUGGGAAUGGACAUGGACUCGAUACUAGUAUCGCUACAGCAACAGCAGCGGGAGCUGCUGGUGCUGCAGGAGGACUGGGAUCCGGGUUGGGACGAACGCCAUCUUCUGGAAUACCGUUAUCAGAAUCCCAAGGAACUGUGUCUAACCCAUUCGCCGACUCGAAAAGAACCAGUAACGGUUCACUUUUCGAUUCACCCGACCUGCAUCAUGAACAACAGAAUAAACUUACCGUUGUUAACCCGGAUGAAUAG
Molecule: messenger RNA, 1284 nt
Organism: Kluyveromyces lactis
Lineage: Eukaryota; Fungi; Ascomycota; Saccharomycetes; Saccharomycetales; Saccharomycetaceae
Gene: SLG1
Product: Slg1p
Exons: 1
Coding region: 1-1284 (427 amino acids)
Cellular component (GO): plasma membrane
Source: RefSeq, a predicted model, not a curated record